Pyrus x bretschneideri (Chinese white pear) is the source of this 942-nucleotide messenger RNA. RefSeq lists its product as uncharacterized. The coding region runs from base 418 to 786 and encodes 122 amino acids. The record is from RefSeq and is a predicted model, not a curated record. NCBI's taxonomy places the organism in Eukaryota, Viridiplantae, Streptophyta, Magnoliopsida, Rosales, Rosaceae. The transcript is spliced from 4 exons.
CUGUAACCAACACCUCCGUCGACCACAUCCACGCAUCCUCCUCCUUCAUCUCUCUUCCAUCAAACCCGCCCCAAAUCGAUCUUUUUUCUCGGUGCAAUCAUGGCGGCAAGGAGAGGAUGCGGAGCCAAGUCGCGACCAACGAGCGAGCAGGUGCGUAAGUGGUGCCAUGGUGAAGGAGAAGGUUGGGUACGAGUGGGCAGGGUUUAGUUCGACGGAGGAGAGAGAUUGGUUGAGAAAUUCGGGUUGGAUUUGAAUCAAUCGGAUCUGCGGCAUGCGCUGAGCCGCCGAGGACGAGAGAGGAGAGAUAUUGAUUGUUUGGUUACGGGAGCAAUCUUAAAGUUGGGUGUUUGGUUAUAGGUUCUUAGGUUCAGUAUAUUGGGUCCUUCCCGUUCAAUCUUCUCUCUCACGCAUCACACUAUGGAGAAUCUACCAGAAAUGCCUCCUACGAGUCCAACUCAAUCAGAGAAGACAUAUUCCGAGUACAAAUCGCCACCGCCUCCACUCCAACACAAGGAUGAAAAUUCUCAAAACUCCGGCAACAAUUUACGCAAAACCACCACGCCGGACCGCCUUAAAGUUCCCAAGGCAUUUAAAUUCCCAGAAAGGUAUACAAGCCCAACAGAUAUGAAAUUGUCCCCUGUAACAAAAGGCCUUCUUGCCAGAAACAGAAAGGGUGGUGCCCUCUUGCCCCCUAGCAAAAAUCUACUCAAACCUCCUCAAGAUUCAGGGGUUGCAGGUGUGGGAUGUGGUCCAGCUUCAGAAGUAAAGUUUGGGUGCAAUAAUUGAAGGCUAUGAGGAGAAGCACUUUUGGGACUUUUUUCCAACAGCUUUUUUCUUUUUUUGUUUCAACUUUCACUGUUUCAGACUUGGUGGAAUUUGAUGCAUUUUGGAACAGUUGUGUUUCUGGUGAAUGAAUAAUGAGAUUUUUCAACGUGUCCUAAA